Rotaria sp. Silwood2 is the source of this 345-nucleotide messenger RNA. The record is from the annotation of a GenBank genome assembly. Lineage: Eukaryota; Metazoa; Rotifera; Eurotatoria; Philodinida; Philodinidae.
AUGAAUAUUAUUAUAACAUCUUCUGAUACCACUGAUUUUCCCUUAGCUACUGAUCAUAGACAAAAAAAAUUUAAUUCUACUUCGAAAGAGAAAUUACCACAUCCAACAUUAAAUACUUUAGAACAAUUUGUUAAAAGUGCUGAUGAAACAAAUAUUCAUUUAAAUUCAAUUGAUAAAAUAAAAACUUUAAUUAAUGAAUGUCAUCUAUGGAAUGAAAAAUUUGAACAAAUGCAACAAGGUGAACAUUAUCCAUUUUUAUCUUCAUAUGAACAAUUAUAUGAACAAGCUCGACAUUUUCAUAUUGAUUUGGAACCAUUAAAAUUAAUUGAACAAACUAUUUUAUAA